Messenger RNA from Suillus bovinus, 948 nucleotides. RefSeq names its product dihydrofolate reductase. The coding region runs from base 87 to 854 and encodes 255 amino acids. Gene Ontology annotation, biological process: riboflavin biosynthetic process. Gene Ontology annotation, molecular function: 5-amino-6-(5-phosphoribosylamino)uracil reductase activity. Lineage: Eukaryota; Fungi; Basidiomycota; Agaricomycetes; Boletales; Suillaceae. The record is from RefSeq and is a predicted model, not a curated record. The transcript has 5 exons.
GUGACAUAGAGAUGCUGGCAUUUUAAUUUUGCUAAUGUCAGGUCUUGACGUUCCAGAGUUACCAGAUCAAUUGACUGCUAAGCAUCAUGCUAGUGAGUGGUCAAAGUAUAACAGAGUUCCUCUCGUCGGUAUUACCAGUACCUGGUAAUGGUCGUUUGGAGCGACCCUUAGUGACCCUCACAUUCGCUCAAUCUCUUGACGGGAAGAUAGCAGGCAAGGAGGGCAAACAGCUUAUUCUCAGCGGCAGAGAAAGCAUGCUCAUGACUCAUUGGAUGCGGACCAAGCACGACGCUAUCCUAGUUGGCAUCGGUACUGCGCUAAAUGACGAUCCCCAGCUAAAUAGUCGCCAUAUCCCUGAGGAUGAACGACCAAGCCAUCUGCCUCGUCCUGUGAUACUUGACGCAAACUUGCGCCUUAGACCAGACUGCAAGCUGCUCAAAAAUUAUCGGGAGGGAAAAGGUCGCCGUCCAUGGGUAAUUUGCGAUGCUAAUUUGGCCUCCGAUGACGGAAGAAAAUCCACCCUUGAGGACGCUGGAGCAAGAGUGAUAGGCGUGCCCUCGGUGGACGGUUUCAUCAUGAUCCCAAAUCUCUUGAAGGUCCUUUACAACUUUGGAAUCAAGACCCUUAUGGUCGAAGGAGGUGCAACUAUUAUCGGCUCUUUCUUGGCGGAAUCUGCACGCACCAAGCCUAAUAUCAUUAUUGACACACUCAUCAUCACAAUUGCUCCAACGCUGAUUGGUGACGAUGGUGUCGGGUAUGGGGGAACAUUAUUGGCUCCACAGAUCCCCUCCUUGAAGCACAUCCAAACUGAGGUCAUGGGGCGAGAUGUUGUUGUUGUCAGUGCAUUAGAGUGAAUUUUACUCGAGUGAGCGUUGGCCCCCAUAGGAUAGCAAGAAAGUACGAGAACAAAGAAGCAAGGCAGAACUUCGGACUUGUAGUAAGUUACGU